GGCGGCAGGGGUAGGUGCCGGGGCUGGCGCCCGCCCUGCCAUCAGCGGCAGCGCCGGGGUCGGGAGCGCAGUAUGCACCCGCCAGGCCCUGAGGGCGGCCGAGGUGCCGCCAGUGCCAUGGCCCCCGGGAAGAAGAUCACGGCCCGCAUCAAGAAGACGCUGCCGGUGCGGGGCCCGCAGGCGCCGACGGUGAGCGAGCUGAUGCGCUGGUACUGCCUGAACACCAACACGCACGGCUGCCGCCGCAUCGUCGUGUCCCGCGGCCGCCUGCGCCGCUUCAUCUGGAUCCUGCUGACGCUCAGCGCCGUGGGGCUCAUCCUAUGGCAGUGCGCCGAGCUGCUGCUCAACUACUACAGCGCUUCGGUCUCUGUCACUGUCCAGUUCCAGAAGCUGCCCUUCCCUGCCGUCACCAUCUGCAAUAUCAACCCCUACAAGUACAGUGCCAUGAAAGACUAUUUAUCUGAACUGGACAAAGAGACAAAAAAAGCUUUGGAGACUUUCUAUGGCUUCUCAGAGGGCAAGUCCAAGGUGCGGCGGUCAGUGGAUGAGUGGAACAGCACCGGGAGUGAUUUCUUCAAACAGAUCCCUCUGCUGAAGUUUGAGGACUUCUCCAAGACAGCAACUGACCUUCACAGUGGCCAGAAGAGGAAAAUAGAGGGCACUGUCUUCCACAAGGAUUCAUCCAUAGUGAACUCUGGGGAUUCAAAUGAUAUCAUUGGCUUUCAGCUGUGUGAUGCAAACAACAGCAGCGAUUGUGCACUUUACACGUUCAGCUCUGGCGUCAAUGCUAUCCAGGAGUGGUACAAGCUGCACUACAUGAACAUCAUGGCACAGAUUCCCCUGGAGACGAAAGAACAAGCCAGUUAUUCUGCUGAUGACCUUCUGCUGACAUGUUUCUUUGAUGGCCUCUCUUGUGACAAAAGGCACUUCACUCGCUUCCAUCACCCCCUGCACGGCAACUGCUACACCUUCAACAGCGGUGAGAACGGCACCGUCCUGAGCACCUCCACGGGUGGCAGCGAGUACGGAUUGCAGGUUGUUUUGUACAUAGACGAGGCGGACUACAACCCCUUCCUGGUGACAUCCACGGGGGCCAAGAUCAUCGUUCAUGACCAAGAUGAGUACCCCUUCAUUGAAGACAUCGGCACGGAAAUCGAGACAGCGGCAGCCACCUCCAUCGGGAUGCACUUUACUCGGUCUCGCAAGCUGAGCAAGCCCUACAGUGACUGCACAGAGACUGGAGCAGACAUACCAGUGGAAAAUCUCUAUAACAAGAGCUACUCACUGCAGAUCUGCCUGCACUCCUGCUUCCAGAAGGCCAUGGUGAAUUCGUGUGGCUGCGCCCAGUAUGCCCAGCCCUUGCCUCCUGGGGCAGAGUACUGCAACUACAAGAAAAACCCCAACUGGAUGUACUGCUACUACAGACUGCAUGAGAAGUUUGUGAAGGAGCAGCUUGGCUGCCAGCAAAUCUGUAAAGAUGCCUGCAGCUUCAAGGAGUGGGCACUCACUACCAGCAUCGCCCAGUGGCCAUCCAUUGUCUCAGAGGACUGGAUGCUUCGAGUUCUCUCUUGGGACAAAGGGCACUCAAAAAAACUCAACAAGAAGCUGAACAAGACAGACCUUGCAAACCUCAUGGUGUUCUACAAGGACCUGAAUGAGAGAUUCAUUUCAGAGAACCCAACCAACACACUCGUCAUUCUCCUUUCCAACUUCGGGGGCCAGCUGGGCCUCUGGAUGAGCUGCUCUGUGGUUUGUGUCAUCGAGAUCGUGGAGGUCUUCUUCAUCGACUCUCUCUCCAUCGUGCUGCGGCGCCAGUGGCAGAAGGCAAAGAAGUGGUGGAACGACCGCAAGAGACAGCGCUCGGGGAAGCCUCCGCAGGCUGCAGACCUGGAGAGGCAAGGCCACGACAACCCUGUCUGCCUCGACGAGGACCUGCCCACCUUCAACACCGCCCUGCGCCUGCCGCUGCCCCAGGGCAGCCCCCUGCCCAGGACUCCCCCUCCCAACUACAGCACUUUGCGGCUGGAGAGCACCUUCAGCGAGCAGCUGCCCGACACGCUGGAGCCAGGGCAGCACUGAUGCUUGCUUAGCCACCCACCCAGCUGCCAAACGAGAGGUGGGUGCUGGACCCACGCGCCCAGGGGUGAAGGGCACGCAUCCAAACAAGCACUGAAGGGCUGUCGGUUCAGCUCUUACCCAGAGACUGAACUUGCAGCCAAAGCUUCUCUGAGCAAAGCUCAGACACAAAGCCAAGGGCUCAGAAACACGAGGAACCUCUCAUUGCAUCUCAAGCUGAUCGUGGCAGGGACAGCUGCAGCAGCAUGUGGUGCUGAGCUGAGGUGGCUCUCCGGGCAGAGGCACACGUAGCAUCCAGCUGCACACACCCACUGCACGUGGGCAGGAGUUGCAUCACAGCAGAAGCCUGGUUCCAAGUUGAGUAUUAAUGCUGGUGGCUCUCUGUGGCACAGCACAGUGCAGCUGGGGGCAAACCUGGGGGCUGUCAGGAGUGCAGUGUGACCUUGGAGGAAUGGGCAUGACAGAGGUUUGGGGAAGAGCACAGGCUGGGGAAAAGGGAAGCUCUGAAGCCGAAUUUUGAUUGGGAACUUCAUUCCUAAGACAGCCUGAGGAGCAAUUUAUUCUGAGAUGAGAAGUUAGGGUAUCCAUAGAUAUGCCUAUAGAGUGAGUUAUUACACAGCUGGAGCAGGAGAACCUCAGCCAUCCCCAAAGAGUCAUCUGCAAAGGGCAUGGAAUCCAGCUUGGAUGGCAGUAAGGAGCUGCCCACUCCAGGCUGGCUCCUUUUGCACCUCUCAAGCCAUCAUUCAACAUAACCUCAGAGGAGCUCGUUAUGCAAUCAUGGGGCCUUGGCCACAGGAGGCUUCCCAGAGCCCCAGAGACAGCUGCCUGCUCUUCUUCUGCCCAACCUCCUGCUCCCCUCCUGCAAUGUCUGCAGUGCCCAGGGAGGUGCCAGCAGCAGCUGGAGCUGCCGUGGGUUCCACAUAUGGCCUUGAACAGAGGUGGCUGAAGCCACACCUGCCUCACCAGUACAUCGCCCCCAUUGCUUACACCCCCUCCAUUGCAGGGUGCUCUGUCACACCCCCACUUUGCCUCCUCUGUUCCACACUGUGCCCAUUCCAUUGCACUGCCAGAGCCUCCCAGCACUGUGGGCAGGCCAGGGGCUGCUCCCUGUGCCUAUGCCUGGGGACAGAUCCUCAGGCAUCCAGCUGAGGUGGCAGUGCCCAGCCCCAGGCUACCAGCCCUGCACCUGGCUUUUUCUUGCUGUAGCCGGUUCCUGUGUUUGCCUGCAGCACUCUGAGUAGCUGCUGAGGAUGGGCAGAGCCCACACCGGGAUAUCUGCCUGGGGGUCAGUGGAGCAAGAGUGGCUCAGAGCCUCUGUGUGUGUGUGUGUGUGUGUGUGUGUGUGAGGAGGCCUCUCUGUGCCUUGAGACAAGACAGCAAGGCUCCAGGCAGGUUCUGUAAUGUGCAAUAAAACAUUUUAACUGAAUUAUUUAAGUGCCUGAUAAACCUAAAAAAUAAAGAUAUAUUUUUGACUAA
Molecule: messenger RNA, 3552 nt
Organism: Pogoniulus pusillus (Red-fronted tinkerbird)
Lineage: Eukaryota; Metazoa; Chordata; Aves; Piciformes; Lybiidae
Gene: SCNN1G
Product: sodium channel epithelial 1 subunit gamma
Exons: 13
Coding region: 73-2079 (668 amino acids)
Biological process (GO): sodium ion transmembrane transport
Cellular component (GO): plasma membrane; sodium channel complex
Molecular function (GO): ligand-gated sodium channel activity
Source: RefSeq, a predicted model, not a curated record